AUGCUAUUCUUAUAACAUAUCAUUUUUCUAAAAAAAAUAAAUUUUGAAAAACUUAAUAAAAACUGUUCUAAUGAAAUUGGUGAUGAAGGUGCAUCAGGCUUAGGUUCUGGUUUAGCAAAUUGCAUUAAUCUAUCAAAUUUGAAACUUUAUCUUCAUUCUAAUGAAAUUGGUGAUAAAGGUGCAUCAGACUUAGGUUCUGGUUUAGCAAAUUGCAUUAAUCUCUAAAAUUUGACACUUAAUCUUGAGGACAAUUAUAUUUUUGAUGAAGGUCCAUCGGGCUUAGGUUCUGGUUUAGCAAAUUGCAUUAAUCUCUCAAAUUUGACACUUGAACUUAAUUCUAAUAAAAUUGGUGAUGAAGGUGCAUCAGGCUUAGGUUCUGGUUUAGCAAAUUGCAUUAAUCUCUUAAAUUUGACACUAGAUCUUGGUGAAAAUGAAAUUGGUGAUGAAGGUGCAUCAGGCUUAGGUUCUGCUUUAGCAAAUUGCAUUAAUCUCUCAAAUUUGACACUUUACCUUUAUUCUAAUAAAAUUCGUGAUGAAGGUACAUCAGGAUUAGGUUUUGGUUUAGCAAAUUGCAUUAAUCUCUCAAAUUUGACACUUCAUCUUAAUUCUAAUAAAAUUCGUGAUGAAGGUCCAUCAGGCUUAGGUUCUGGUUUAGCAAAUUGCAUUAAUCUCUCAAAUUUGAAACUUUAUCUUCGGUAAAAUUAAAUUGGUGAUAAAGGUGCAUCAGGCUUAGGUUCUGGUUUAGCAAAUUGCAUUAAUCUCUAAAAUUUGAUACUAGAUCUUUGGGAAAAUUAAAUUGGUGUAAUCGGUGCAUCAGGCUUAGGUUUUGGUUUAGCAAAUUGCAUUAAUCUCUCAAAUUUAACACUUGAUCUUAGUUCUAAUAAAAUUCGUGAUGAAUGUCCAUCAGGCUUAGGUUCUGGUUUAGCAAAUUGCAUUAAUCUCUCAAAUUUGACACUUGAUCUUAGUUACAAUUAAAUUGGUGCAAUGGGUGCAUCAGGCUUAGGUUUUGGUUUAGCUAAUUGCAUUAAUCUCUCAAAUUUGAAAAUUUUUUUUAGUUGCAAUUAAAUUGGUGAUGAAGGUGCAUCAGGCUUAGGUUCUGGUUUAGCAAAUUGCAUUAAUCUCUCAAAUUUGUAACUUCGUCUUAAUUGCAAUUAAAUUGGUGAUAAAGGUGCAUCAGGCUUAAGUUCUGGUUUAGCAAAUUGCAUUAAUCUCUCAAAUUUGACACUUAACCUUCGUUCUAAUAAAAUUGGUGAUGAAGGUGCAUCAAGCUUAGGUUCUGAUUUAGCAAAUUGCAUUAAUCUCUCAAAUUUGACACUUGUUCUUAGUAAUAACCAAAUGAAUGAAUCAAAAAAAUUCGAAGUAAUAAGCAAGUGUUUUAAAUCAAAAAGAUUAGUUGUCUUUAUAAAAGAAAUUUGGUGA
Messenger RNA from Tetrahymena thermophila SB210, 1419 nucleotides. RefSeq names its product cyclic nucleotide-binding domain protein, putative. The transcript is spliced from 16 exons. NCBI's taxonomy places the organism in Eukaryota, Ciliophora, Oligohymenophorea, Hymenostomatida, Tetrahymenidae. Gene Ontology annotation, cellular component: nucleus; perinuclear region of cytoplasm; cytosol. Gene Ontology annotation, biological process: activation of GTPase activity; nucleocytoplasmic transport. The record is from RefSeq and is a predicted model, not a curated record. Gene Ontology annotation, molecular function: small GTPase binding; GTPase activator activity.